AUGUCCCUUCUUGUUCCGAAAGAGCUGACUGACCGCCUGGCUCUAAUGGGACUGCCCCACGAGCUGGAUGGGCGAGACCGUGUGUGGGCAGAGCUCCCUCGGUCCUCAGCAGUGAGGCUGGCCUCCCUGCACGACCUGCCCGCCCAGCUCCUGGAACUGUAUCAGCAAGGCUUCUCACUAGUGGCCCUGCACCCCUUCGUGCAGCCAACCCACGAGCGGGAGAAAACACCCCUAGAGCACAUCUUCAGGGCCAUCCUGAUCAAGAAAACUGAUAGAUCUCAGAAAAAUGAUCUCCACAACGAACGCUACAUCUUGGAAUUAGAUUGCUGUUCCUCCUUAGACCACCUGACGGGCCAAAAGCUCAUCCCGGAGUUCAUUAAGAAGAUCCAGGAGGCUGCAAGUCAGGGCCUGCAAUUUGUCGGCGUCAUACCUCAGUACCAUUGCCCUGCGAGGUCGGCAGGCAGCAGCCCCCCAGUGGACGCCAGAGAUGCGGAAAAAAACCCGGGCAGGUGUGAGAAUAACGAGAACCCGGGUGCUCCCGUGGGGAUGGACGGCAGCCGGGAGCCAGGCCAGGGCCCAGGAGGGGAGACGCCCAUCGCUGAGCAACCCAGCUUGCCCUCGGGAGAGGGGGACGGAGCAGAAUUUUCUCCACACGGGGUGAGCAAGACUCUGGAUGGGCCGGAGGGUGACCUGCUGGAAGUGAGUGAGGAGCCACUCUCGGGAAAGAUGGAGAUCCUCGCCCUUUUCAACAAGCCGAAGAGCCAUCAGAAGUGCCGGCAAUACUAUCCGGUCACUAUUCCUCUCCGGGUCUCCAAGAAUGGCCAGACGGUGAGCGGUUUGGAUGCCAACUGGUUGGAGCACAUGAGUGACCACUUCCGGAAAGGAGGCAUGCUGGUGAAUGCCGUCUUCUACCUUGGCAUGGUCAAUGAUUCCUUACACAGCCUGACAGAUGGAGUAUUCAUCUUUGAAGCUGUUUCCACAGAAGAUAGCAAAACCAUGCAGGGCUAUGAUGCUAUUGUUGUCGAACAAUGGACAGUCCUGGAAGGUGUCGAGGUGCAGACAGACUACGUGCCCCUGCUGAACUCCCUGGCGGCCUAUGGCUGGCAGCUCACCUGUGUGCUACCUACUCCCGUUGUCAAGACAACCAGGGAGGGGAAUGUAUCCACCAAGCAGAUUGUCUUUCUUCAGAGACCGUGUCUACCUCAGAAAAUCAAGAAGAAGGAAUCAAAGUUCCAGUGGCGAUUCUCCCGAGAAGACAUGCACAACAGGCAGAUGAGGAAGUCCAAAGGCAAACUCAGCGCCAGAGACAAGCGACAAGCAGAAGAAAAUGAGAAGAAUUUAGAAGACCAGUUUUCCAAAGCCGGAGACGUGGGAAACUGUGUGCCGGGCCUGCAUCAGGAGGACGAGGUGUCCGAGGAGCUGAAGGUCCCCGCCCAGGAGAUCACAGAAGGAAAGCUCUGUGUGGAGGGUGGGGCUGUGCAAAACGGUCCUGCGGGUCAUUGUGGGGCCCCGGAAGGGGGCUGCGCUGAGCAGUCCCAUCCCAGAGAGGAUGCCAGGGAGGGAGGCGCCCAGGAAGUGGCCGCAGAGCCCGAGACAGCGGGGGACAACUGA
This is a messenger RNA of Puma concolor (puma), 1611 nucleotides long. NCBI's taxonomy places the organism in Eukaryota, Metazoa, Chordata, Mammalia, Carnivora, Felidae. The record is from RefSeq and is a predicted model, not a curated record.